Messenger RNA from Trematomus bernacchii (emerald rockcod), 1897 nucleotides. RefSeq names its product ribosome binding protein 1b (gene rrbp1b). The record is from RefSeq and is a predicted model, not a curated record. Bases 248 to 1801 code for a protein of 517 amino acids. Gene Ontology annotation, cellular component: endoplasmic reticulum membrane. The transcript has 12 exons. NCBI's taxonomy places the organism in Eukaryota, Metazoa, Chordata, Actinopteri, Perciformes, Nototheniidae. Gene Ontology annotation, biological process: protein transport.
CAACAACACAGACUAACACACUCACACACGAUAAAGUAAAAACGUUAAGGUUUGUAUACAGUUUGUAGUUUAAAGUGAACUACAUCUCCCAUGAGGUGAAUGGGCUGGACUAAAUGUGACGUCACUGCUGACCAAUGAGGAACCGCGCUGUCGGCGGGGGGCGGGGCUUCUGCUCCCGUCCAGAGAAAGUGCCACGACUCCGCAGCCCGACUCUCCUGAGACUUCCUGCUCCUCGCUCUGACUCGUCAUGGACGUCUCCGACCCGCAGACUCUCGGCUUCAUGGUCUUCGGAGGCUUCAUGUUCAUCUCAGCGGUCGGCAUCGCGCUGGUGUCGACGCUCUCCAUGAAGGAGACAUCGUACGAGGAUGCGCUCGCCAAGCAGCGCCGCAAACAACCGCCGCCCACCAGAGCAGAGAAGAAGAAGAAGGAUAAGAACCAGGAGAAGAAGAACAAGGCCAAGAGGAAGGAGGAGAAGGAGGAGGAACCGGGGAGCGACACCGGCGAGGAGGUGGCUCCAACCGAACCAGAAUCGGAACCAGAACCUGCCGCUGAGCCUGAACCUGAGCCUGAACCUGAACCUACACCAGAACCAGAACCCAUCGUGGUUGCCCCCACCAUCGAGGCUCCUCCAGCCGCCGCACCAAAGGAGAAGAAGAAGAAGAAGUCCGCCAAGGUGGAGCCGGUUGUCGUGGCGGUGGAAACUGCCGCUAAGGAAGUUCUGAUGAUGGCGGUGGCGCCGGUGGUCGACGUAUCUCCCGUUAACGUCGUCGCUAAAGUCACCAAAGAACCGCCGGCUGCUGUUAAAGCUGAAGAACCCAAAGAGGCCCCCGCGGGCAACAAGAAGAAGAACAAGAACAAACCGGAGCCAGUGACCGACUCCUCGCUGCUGUACGGCGAGCUGCUGUCCGCCGUGUCCAACCGGACGCUCAGCGAGGACCAGACCAGCAAACUGAUGGAGGUCCUGAACCAGAAGGCCGGCGACUCCUGGCAGCUGGCCUGUCAGAAAGGAGACCCUCUGUCCACCCUGAAGAAGCAGCUGGAGGAGAAGGAGAAGCUUCGGACCGCCGAGCAGGAAGUUGCCGCCGCCGCCAAGACCCGCCUAAAAGAGCUCAGCAAGGAACUUGGUGCAGAGAAAUCCAAGAUGGGCUCUCUGGAUGCGCGUCUGAAGGCGGAGCUGAGCGCUCAGACUCAGAAACUGGACGCCAUGCGGGUCAGCAUGGAGGCCGGCGAGCAGGAGCACCUGAAACUCACCGAGACGCUGAACCAGAAGGUUGUUGUUCUGCAGGAGCAGCUGGAGAACGGGCCGAACGCUCAGCUGGCUCGGCUGCAGCAGGAGAACUCGAUCCUGCGCGACGCUCUGAACCAAGCGAGCAGCCAGGCGGAGAGCCGGCAGAACGCCGAGCUGGCCCGUCUGCGGAGCGACUGCCUGCACCUCAGCCGCGAGCUAACGGAGCGUAGCGACGCUCUGCGCGCCGACGAGGAGCGCCGCCGCGGCCUGGAGGCAAAGAUGGCCGCCGCCGAGCAGGAAGCAGCCCAAACCCGGGACACUGAGUGCGCUCUGCAGCAGCGUCUGCAGGAAGUGAUGUCAGAGCUGAACGCCGCACAGCAGGAGGCCGCCGCCGUUAGCGAGCUGCAGGGGGCGCUGGCGCUCAGAGACGCCGACCUGCAGGAGCUCCGGGCCCAGCUGGAGAGCCAGGCUGCAGGACAGGGGGCGCAGGCGUCUGAGGUGGAGCAUCUGAAACACAGCGUACAGCUCAGAGACGAGCAGUCGGUGUUCUGGAGGCGGAGCUUACUGCGCUGAGGGCGGAGCUGCAGCUGAUGACAUCACAGAGAGAGGAAGCAGCUGGAGAGCAGAGAGAGGUACGCUCCAUUUCAUCACCUUCACACUUUAGAGAGG